Molecule: messenger RNA, 3181 nt
Organism: Porites evermanni
Lineage: Eukaryota; Metazoa; Cnidaria; Anthozoa; Scleractinia; Poritidae
Source: the annotation of a GenBank genome assembly
CUUUCUAGUGCCCCUGAGGAAGUUAAAAGAGUGUUUAGUCUGGAAAAUGCAAACCAGGUACAGUUGACUCCCGAUAACUCAAGCCCUUGCUAACUCGAACCUCACACUACAUGUAACUCGAACCAAAAUCGAUUUCCCCUAGAUUUCCGUCAUACUUUUAACUGUAAUUUUACCCUCAGUAACUCAAACCCUCAAUAACUUGAACCUCCCGCUAACUCAAAGUAAUUUUUGUUUCUCCUCAGAUCAUUUCUAUAUAAUUUUAGGCUCAAUAACUCGAAGUAUGUUUUGAGCCUUUAAAAAUUGGGGGGAAAAAACAGUGUACUGGCGUCCAAAACAUUGAAUUUCGAAUUUUCCAUUGAUUUGUUGUAGGCAUAUAGUUUACUCGUGGAGGCUGAGGUUGUUUGUCACAAAUCUAAAGUGAAACAACUUUACCGGUCUCAAAACAGUAAAACUCAUGUAGACUAUAAUAAUUAUUAUGAGUUGUUACAUUACGUUCUGAUUUAUAAUCUAGGAGUAUCUUUUAAUUUUCACUUGACAUUUCUACAAUUAAAUGUGAUUAAAAUGUUCACUGUGCAGUAAAAAGUGUUCUUUUCCUUACUCCCGGCCAUUUUCUUUGUGCUCCCGAUAACUCAAACUGUUUUUGAUUUCCCUUGAAGGUUCAAGUUAUCAGGAGUUGACUGUAAUAUUAAUUCUAACAUGAAAGUUAUUGUUUUUUCUUUACUGAAUCUGUGUUAACUAUCAUCUGAAAUAUUGUUUUUGAACUGUUAUUUCCUCAAUGUACUGAAAGUUAAGAAAAGGAAAUUGCUUUUAUUGCAAUGAAAUGUUAGCUGUUUUGUCAACUUAUACCUCCGAUCAGAAUCACAAAACAAUGUUUUUUUUUUCAACUGUGAGAGAAAUGAUCUGUCCAAUUAAAAGCCAUCUGUGAGUUUUGUGGCAAAAUUCCUUAUGGCAUUAAUUUACUUGUUUUUGUAUCAUAAAUCACACUGGUUUACUGCACCAACUUGUUCAAUUUCAGACACGUCAACAACUCAUGCAUAUGUACUGUAGGUGCAAACUUUCCAUAAAGUUUACAAUAUUUGUUCAUUUAUUUUCUUCAAAUAGUACAAUCUCCAGUAUUAAAGAUUUAACCCUGCUUUAACGAGUACUUUUCUUUCACUCCUUCAGUUUGAACAUCGGAAAGUUGCCAUUGAAAAAGUAAGAGAACAAUACACUGAUGAUGCAGAGAGGAAAAGUAAGUUCUUCUGAUCCUGUCUGGCUAAUGCACCAUUGUAGAGACUAGUUGCUUAUGUACCGUUGCGCAGAGCACGAGCCAGAAGUGCAAGGAGGAAAAAGAGAUGAAGAUUACUUUUUCUUCCAUCGCGUUACUCCUCCCCCCCCCCCCCCCCCCCCNAUCAAGAGCAACUGGGGACAAGGCAGCUUAACAAGUGGGUUCUUAUUAUAAAUUGUUAUUUUCUUCUUUUAUUACAAUUUUGAAUAAUUGCCUCUCCAUGCUACCUCUUUCUCGUCAGUUGCAGAAUUGUCGCUGAAAAUUGAAGCAGUGAAAAAGCAUAACAAUACAGGGAGGAAUUCAAAAAAGGUAACUUUGUAUCAGACCCUGUUGGAAGUUAGUGUUAAGUUGAAUAUGACAGGGGUGGGCUUGAUUUCCACCACUCUCUCAGGUCUGGUCUUGUUCCUCCCCGAGAAUAGAGCUUUUCGGGGGAGAAGCGCGGGCUCAUUUCCCGAGCAGCGGCUGGUAAUGGAGCCUAACAGAGGGGAAGCUAGGAUCUAAUUUUCUUGAAAAGGAAGCUGACUAAUUGCUUGUUAUUAGGAAUUAGACAGCUUCCUUGUGGAUGUGUUAAGAAGGAAUCCAUCAGGAAACUGAGUAAUUUUAAUUUUCAGUGGACAAAAACCUUGUACCAGAAUAAUUUAAACAAUAUCGCAUUCUUUUUUACAUUUUUCAAGAGUUACAAAUGUAAUAAGUUAUCUGUAAUAACACCAAAGAAAAUUUCUUAUGAUAGGCCGAGAAAAUAAAUGUCAAAUUUCAUAAAAAUUAAUGACACCUUACACAUGAAAUUUACAGAAUUUUACCGGCGUUUUCACAAUUCUACUGAAAUUUGACAUUUAUUUUCUCGGGUUCCCAUGAGAAAUAGUCUUUGAUGUUAUUACAGGUAACUGCUCCCAACGUCAGUGGCUUCAUAGCUCAGUUGGUAGAGCAUUGCACCGGUAUCGUGAGGUCACGGGUUCAAACCCCAUUGAGGUCCUGAAUUUUUUUCAGACUUCUUUACGCAAUUGCAGAAAUUGUGUUUACUGCGACGAUCAUUUAUUCAUUUUCAGUCCACAGUAUAUAAAUUAGUAUAUUUGUAGUCUAAGAGAACAGAUCAUAAGUAACAGUUACUGUCACCCCUGCAAAUAUCCACUGUUUCACUGUUCAUCAGCAGGAUGCCUAAAAUGCCUGCAACACUUCCCCUACAAUAAUAUUUAUUACAAUUACAAUUAUUGAUUAACUUUCCCCUUCAAUAAAUCUUAUACCGAUUGACGAUGGGAGGAGCCACGCAAAAUUUGAGCGCCAUUACUGUCAGGACAUGUUAAUAAGGAGCAAGGGUGUCGCAGUGGUGAGAGCACUCGCCUCCCACCAUUGUGGCCCGGGUUCAAACCCCUGCAUCACCGCCAUAUGUGGGUUGAGUUUGUUGUUAGUUCUCUCCAUACUCCGGUUUCAGUUCCCCUCUCCUCGGAAACCACUUUCAAAAUCAAAUUUGAUCUGGAACGCAGGACACGUUUAUAUAAGAGCUCUUAAGUGUUUCGUGAGUAAACGAGUUACAAUUUACAAUUUUUUUGCAAUGAAACCGAGGCUGUCUUGCGUACGUAACAUGUAGGCAUUGUGAGCGUUUUCGCGAUACCGUUCAACUGGAAGUUGUUGUUGUAACUGGGAUCUAUACAUUACAACCUUGCUGAUUACUAUAUUCUUUUAUCCUCGCUUCUUUUUCAGGAUAAACACAAUAAAGUAUUUCUUAACUGGUUAAUAAGUCAACGAAAAAAGAAACUAGGCCAUCUCAAGAACGGUCGAUUUGAGCGGUACCUGGUGUUAUCAAAAGAACUAGACCUUCCUUUUCUGGAGAGCCCGCAUACAAAAUGGAACAAAUACAAGUUCAGAAAGUUCAAAAUAGGCGUUGAAAUCAAAGAGAAAAAGAGAUUCCCUAAGUGA